Molecule: messenger RNA, 1395 nt
Organism: Orcinus orca (killer whale)
Lineage: Eukaryota; Metazoa; Chordata; Mammalia; Artiodactyla; Delphinidae
Gene: MTCP1
Product: mature T cell proliferation 1
Exons: 5
Coding region: 185-508 (107 amino acids)
Biological process (GO): positive regulation of peptidyl-serine phosphorylation
Molecular function (GO): protein serine/threonine kinase activator activity
Source: RefSeq, a predicted model, not a curated record
CCUCGGCCCGGAAUGCCCCUCGGCUCGCCCCGGGCUCACGUCCCGAUCCCGGCUUGAGUGGCCCGGGGUGGGUGACCUGAAGUUGUAGCCUCGCUGCUCUCGAGGCGGAUAAUUAGCCCAAGAAACACUAUAUUCAUGCUUAGGUGGAGAAAAGCAGGGCUAGAAUUGGAAUCCAAAGCCCAGGAUGGCAGGAGAGGAUGUGGGGGCUCCACCCGAUCACCUCUGGGUUCACCAAGAGGGUAUCUACCGCGACGAACACCAGCGCACGUGGGUGGCCGUCCUGGAAGAGGAGACGAGUUUCCUAAGGGCACGAGUUCAGCAAGUUCAGGUUCCUUUAGGUGACGCAGCCAGGCCAAGUCACCUUCUCACCUCCCAGCUACCUCUCAUGUGGCAACUCUACCCCGAGGAGCGCUACAUGGAUAACAACUCUCGCUUGUGGCAGAUCCAGCAUCAUUUAAUGGUCAGGGGAGUACAGGAGCUGUUGCUUAAGCUUUUGCCUGAUGAUUAAUCUGGUGCUGGGAUUCUAGGAAGAUAUGCCCCUCUGUUCUGUUCAGUAUAUGGCAAUCACGUCAUCCACCACUGCAGUGCACCCACCUGUGGGCCUGUGGGGAGGGAGUGGGUUGAAAAACUGCUCAAGAACACAGAAGUUUAGGAAGGGUCAUGAAGAACACCGAAAGUGGAACUGCAGAGAAAGGGUUAUGCAGGCAGAAAGCAAGUCAACAAAAGCACUUAGUUAGGAUACGUAACUUGAAAUUGACUCCUUUGGAAAUUGCCAUAGAACCGUUAAUGGACAUCAUCAGCUGGAACUGGGAUCUGAUGAAUCCCACAAAAGUCAGCACCUGCUACAGAACAGAUGCCCUGAUCACCAAGGACUUGGUACUGAUUUAGAGAGAAGAGAGCAGCUCCUAGCAGCAUCAACAUCUAUUUGUCGCUUAUUUGCCCUGCAGCAAUUCACCUGCCUUUCCUUCUCCCAUCCUGUAAAUAUCCUAGGUUUUGCUCCAGUGUUUCCCAUCCCAGUACUGACCUAACUUGGAUCUACUAAGAACUUAGGGGGCUCUGAGGAAAAAAAAAAAAGGGGAGAUCAUUUGCAUUAAUGAAAUUAGCUACAAAGGCUCCUGGGCCUUUUUCCUUUCUGAAAUUGUGUCUUCAAAUUUUUAGAAGUUGCUGAUCAGAAUCGUGGGCACUUAAAUUUAUUCUCUGGUUACAAAUAUUUUAAAUAAGUUGGUUUCUGUAAGAACUCCAAAAAACGUUUUAGCUGCUUACCUAGCACCUUUCUCAGGAAGUAAUAAUAGCACCAAAUAUUGCUGAUUCACUACCUGAUGAAGAUUAUUUCCUGAGUUAAAAUACUCAUGGCAGUUUGUAUACAUUAAAAGAAGGGUUUUACUUUUUUAAAAA